AUGCUCAAUGUGGAUUCUCCUGUGGCGUGUGGGUGGAAUGCGGGGAGCGGGCUGAGGGCAGCGAGGCGGCCAGAGGUGCAGCCGUCCGUGUGGUUUGUGGCGCUCCGCGCGUGCUGCUCGCUGCGCCGAGUCACCUGCCUCUUCCUCCUCUACCUCCUCGUCGUGAUACUACUGUAUGAAAUCGGGGGAGUGGGGCACAUGUGUCCAUCGGAUCUCUCCUGCGAGUUCCCCACAGAGGGCAUGUUCUGGGACCACCCCAUCCAGCCCCACAGGCCCCCUCGCGUCGAGGAGGAGGCGUACGUGGCAGGGGGGCAUCUGUUGGUGCAGGACACGGGGGAGGGCCCUGAGAAGCCUGAUAGCUGCGUGGAGCUCUGUAGAAAUGUGCCCGAAUGUGCCUUCUGGAUGUACGACAUGAGCACCCCCAAAGGCUACUGCAAGCUGUGGGCGUCAGACCAGAACCCCUGUGAAGCACGCGGAUGGGUGUUACUAGGCCGAGCGGCACACUUUGCGCAGCGGUGGCUGGUGCGGAACCAGUAUGUGGUGGGGGGGUACUGUCGCACAGUGGAGACUCUGGAGGAGAAGCGGAGGAAGAGGAACGCGCCGCCACCGCCCCCGCCGCCACCGGAGGAGGAGGAGGAGGCGAAAAGGCUGGCAGAGGAAGACAUUGCCUUGCAAACCAACGAGUGUCCCAAGCUCACGUGUAACACGGUAACGCGUGGCUACAUGUUUGACCACGAGGGCAAGGGCCAUUUCAACUUCACCUACACGGGCAUCGGCCCUGCCCGCCCGCACACGUGCUACCUGCUGUGCCGGCGAACCCCCGGGUGUGCCUUCUGGAUGUAUAAUAUGCGAUCGAAACGAGGGGCGUGCAAGAUGUGGACGAGGGAGCAGAACCCGUGUGAGCCCACAGACGCAUUUGACUCCACCACUGCACACUACGUGGCGAAGCGGCCCACGGGGUCGUUUGUGAUUGGUGGGAACUGUGACAAGCUGCCGCCCAUGAAGGCUGAUCCACAUGCAAGGCAGGCACAGAUGGCGCAGCAGCAGCAACUGGUGCAUCAAUAG
Molecule: messenger RNA, 1065 nt
Organism: Closterium sp. Naga37s-1
Lineage: Eukaryota; Viridiplantae; Streptophyta; Zygnematophyceae; Desmidiales; Closteriaceae
Source: the annotation of a GenBank genome assembly